CAGUGUCAAAAUAAAACAAAUGACUAUAAAUUCACAACUAGCAGGACUUCAUACACAAAAAAGGAUAAAAUCUCUCAUUGCAGAAAAAAAAAUGGUGGCUUCUAAACUGGUGUUUGCACUCAUCUUCUCACUCUUCUUGGUUUCUCAGGUUUCAUCUGAUUCAAAGAAGGAUGAAGAGUCCAGCCAUAUCAGCCAAGCAUUACAUGUUUUCAGCAGAGGAGACGGAAACCUAAUGCGUGCUGUGCAAGACAUCUCGAAGUAUUUCAAAGGUCGGCAAGGCCUCACCCUCAGCCCGGCUCCGGCUCCAGCCCCAAACCCUAGCCACGGGAUCGACUGCAGCGGGCUGUGCAAGAAGCGGUGCAGCCUCCACUCAAGGCAAAAUACAUGCUUGAGGGCAUGUGGAACUUGUUGUGCUAGGUGCAAAUGUGUGCCCCCAGGGACUUUUGGCAAUAGGGAAAUGUGUGGAACAUGUUACACUAAUAUGACCACCCAUAGAAAUCAAAGCAAGUGCCCAUAAUCAAUUAAUAUGGGUCCCAUUUUGCAGCUGGAUCUUUUAUGUGUUUCAUUGUACUGUUACACUAUUAAGUUAUGUUAUGUGGGACUAAUUUGUUUGGUUUCAAUAAUUUAUUGCUAUUAUUAUUAUUAUUAUUAUUAUUGUAUUUGUGCGUAUGUAUC
Messenger RNA from Salvia splendens (bonfire salvia), 675 nucleotides. Its product is annotated as snakin-2-like. Bases 20 to 517 code for a protein of 165 amino acids. Lineage: Eukaryota; Viridiplantae; Streptophyta; Magnoliopsida; Lamiales; Lamiaceae. The transcript has 4 exons. The record is from RefSeq and is a predicted model, not a curated record.